Messenger RNA from Hypanus sabinus (Atlantic stingray), 7016 nucleotides. RefSeq names its product discs, large homolog 2 (Drosophila) (gene dlg2). The record is from RefSeq and is a predicted model, not a curated record. Lineage: Eukaryota; Metazoa; Chordata; Chondrichthyes; Myliobatiformes; Dasyatidae. Gene Ontology annotation, molecular function: kinase binding. The transcript has 27 exons. The coding region runs from base 791 to 3772 and encodes 993 amino acids. Gene Ontology annotation, cellular component: neuromuscular junction; postsynaptic density membrane; neuron projection. Gene Ontology annotation, biological process: chemical synaptic transmission.
CAAGCUUUUUCCGUUACCGGGGAAAUUGUGCGGCCACUGCGCGAGAAUUAGAUGGAAACCGGAGGCGGGGAGCCGGCAAAGCCCCUUGUACAAGCUUUGGCCGAUUUAUUAGAGUAGUAUUUUUCACUGAGAGUUGCACAGGAUGGUGGGCAACAGUCGCCAGGAACAGCUCCGUCCAGGAAUGAGAAAUUGAUGCGAAAAUAAUACAGGAUGUAUCACUUUGGAUAUUGGGGUGCUUGGCGCGGGCUGGUUCGAGUCGCUGUUUCCUCCGGUACAUCUUCACUCCUGGCUCUGUGUCUCAGUGCAUCACCACCCGCCUGCAAACCGUAACACGCUGUUAAAAGAAGUACUUUCUCUUGUCUGGAAAGGAAUUACAUUGUGUGAUCUUUGAACAUAUCGAUUUGGAUGUUAAAUAUUGCGAAGACUGUCUUUCUCUUUAGGAAAACGAAAUGUGAAAUCCUACUGAGUUUGGACUGGAAUGAAUUAUCAUAAUAUAAGCACCUGGAAAUUGUUUCUUUCAAAUUUUUAAAUAGUGUCUUUUUGAAGUUUUGGUCGGGAUUUUCUGGAUGUAUGUAUGUGUGUGUGUUUGAGAGAGAGGCGUGUUUCGAUUAAUUAGUACAUGGUCAUUGGGCUUUCGUUACGAAGUUGGUUUAACUAUGACGGUGAUGUGACUGCAAUUUGAUGGGAGUGAGAAGAGGAAUAAACGAACUGUGUUGGGUCUCAGCAUCUCGACAACUGGAGAAAAUUAGUGUCAAUAAAAAAAACUAACUCCGCACUCCGAGGGGGAAAGAUGCCAGUGAAUAAACGAGACACCCAACGAGCUUUACUGCUUCUUGAGGACUACUGCUCAAAACUGAAGAAACCAGAGGAAAAACAACUGAAGAUUGCAGUUGAAAAAGUUAUAAAUAUCUUUAGAAGUGGCUUAUUUCAAGCACUACUAGAUAUCCAAGAAUUCUAUGAGGUAACAUUACUCAAUGCUCACACCAGUUUUGAACAGAAGACUGCUGAAGUUAAUCAAGUUGUAGAACAAUGGAAAGAAACAAAUUCACCUUUGGCAAAUACCCAAGAGAAAACUUCAGAGCCAGUUGGGACAGAACAAGACACAAUACUGGCAAGAGGGGAGGAAGAAACUGAUGAACCAGAAGGAGAACCGCCAUCAAAAUUGCAAGAACAAUGGGAACAUUUUGAAAAAUAUCAUUAUGAAGAUGAGGAUUCAUUGCCAAAUGAUUUUAGCUUACCACGUCUAACCAAUGAUGUCAAAGGUCCCGAGCUUGUUCAUGUUUCUGAGAAGAAUUUAUCGCAGAUUGAAAACAUCCUUGGAUAUGUAUCACAUUCUCAUAUUUCUCCAUUAAAGGUUAAUCCUUGUGAUGUACAAGCCCAGCUGCUUGACUUGACUGACAUGGAAGAACAGCAAUAUGAUCAGGAGUUUGAAGAUGCUGUGAACUUUAAAGAAGGCACAGAAUCCCAUCAGGCAAGCCCCAUUCCUAUUAUUGUCAAUACAGAAGCACUGGAUUCCGUCCCCUAUGUCAAUGGAACAGAAAUAGAAUAUGAAUUUGAAGAAAUCACAUUGGAACGAGGUAAUUCUGGCCUGGGAUUCAGUAUUGCAGGAGGCACAGAUAAUCCUCACAUUGGAGAUGACCCUGGGAUAUUUAUUACUAAAAUUAUACCCAGUGGAGCAGCAGCUAAAGAUGGACGGCUGAGAGUCAAUGACUGCAUUCUGCGGGUAAACGAAAUUGACGUCUCUGAGGUAUCUCACUGUAGAGCUGUAGAGGCAUUGAAAGAUGCUGGCUCAAUUGUACGACUAUAUGUGCGCAGAAGGCGGCCUGUUUUGGAAACUAUCACAGAAAUAAAACUUAUAAAAGGACCAAAAGGAUUAGGAUUUAGUAUUGCUGGUGGUGUGGGUAACCAGCAUAUACCCGGUGAUAACAGUAUAUAUGUCACAAAAAUAAUUGAUGGAGGAGCUGCGCAGAGAGAUGGAACAUUGCAAGUUGGUGACCGGCUUCUUAUGGUGAAUAAUUACAGUUUGGAAGAGAUAGCACAUGAAGAGGCUGUAACAAUACUGAAAAAUACUUCCGAUGUGGUCUACCUUAAAGUUGGAAAACCCACUACUGCUUACAUAAAUGAUCCUUAUGGACCUCCUGAUAUCACACACUGCUAUUCCCCUCCAAUAGAGAAUCACAUCUUUUCCUUGUCUGUGAAUAACAAUACAUUGGAUCACAAGACAUCACUGCCACAAAUCACAUCAGGAAGAUAUUCUCCUCUUCCAAACUAUAUGCUUGAAGAAGAAGAAGAAGAAGAAGAAGAAGAAGAAGAAGAAGAAGAGGAAGAAGAUGAAGAGGAGGAAGAGGAAGAAGUAGACAUCAGCAGGGAGCCCAGAAAAUUUGUGUUGCACAGAGGAUCCUGUGGAUUAGGCUUUAACAUCGUUGGGGGUGAAGAUGGUGAAGGGAUAUUUAUCUCGUUCAUCCUGACAGGUGGACCAGCAGACCUUAGUGGAGAGCUGCAAAGAGGUGACCAAAUUCUAUCAGUAAAUGGCAGAGAUCUUCGUGUUGCAACACAUGAACAGGCUGCAGCAGCUCUUAAAGGAGCCGGCCAGGUUGUGAAUAUGAUUGUUCAGUAUAAGCCUGAAGAGUACAGCCGGUUUGAGGCAAAAAUCCAUGACUUGCGGGAACAGAUGCUAAAUCACAGUAUGAGUUCAGGGUCUGGCUCCCUAAGAACCAACCAGAAACGCUCAUUAUAUGUAAGAGCUCUAUUUGACUAUGACAGAACCAAGGACAGUGGUCUUCCAAGUCAAGGUCUUAGCUUCAAAUAUGGAGAGAUUUUGCAUGUUAUCAACGCUUCUGAUGAUGAAUGGUGGCAAGCACGAAGAGUAACACCAGAAGGAGACAGUGAAGAGAUGGGUGUCAUACCAAGCAAAAAAAGAGUUGAUAGGAAAGAACGAUCUAGACUUAAAACCGUGAAAUUCAAUGCCAACCCUGGAGUGAUUGAUUCCAAAGCGUCAUUCAAUGACAAGCGUAAAAAGAACCUCAUCUUUUCACGAAAAUUCCCAUUCUACAAGAACAAGGACAACAGUGAGCAGGAUACCAGUGAUCCAGAACAACAUGUUACUUCAAAUGCCAGUGAUAGUGAAAGCAGCUACAGGGGACCAGAAGACUGCAUUCUUUCAUAUGAACCAGUCGUACAGCAAGAAAUUAAUUACAGUAGACCUGUCAUUAUUCUGGGUCCAAUGAAAGAUCGGGUUAAUGAUGAUCUGAUAUCAGAAUUCCCGGACAAAUUUGGCUCAUGUGUACCACACACUACAAGACCAAAACGUGAUUAUGAAAUGGAUGGAAGAGACUAUCACUUCGUUACUUGUAGAGAUCAGAUGGAAAAGGAUAUCCAGGAACACAAAUUUAUUGAAGCAGGACAAUACAAUGAUAAUCUAUAUGGAACUAGUGUCCAAUCUGUAAAAUAUGUGGCUGAAAGAGGCAAACAUUGCAUACUUGAUGUUUCAGGAAAUGCCAUAAAACGUUUACAAAUUGCUCAACUUUAUCCCAUUGCUAUUUUCAUCAAGCCCACGUCUGUCGAUUCAUUACUGGAAAUGAAUAAACGCCUGACAGAAGAGCAAGGCAAAAAGACAUUUGAAAGAGCUUUAAAAUUAGAACAGGAAUUUGGAGAACAUUUUACAGCAAUAGUACAAGGAGAAAAUUUGGAAGAAAUUUACGAACAAUGCAAACUAGCUAUUGAGGAAUAUUCGGGCCCAUUCAUCUGGGUUCCAUCCAAGGAGAAAUUGUGAAUCAGCCACAGAUGUGAAGCUGAUGAAAACACCUGUUCAGAUUUUGACAUUUUAUUUAAUUUUAAUUACAUUUUCAUCUCAAUCCGUGUGCAUAAUCAUGAAUGCAUUUUUUAGUUAGAAACUCAACAGGUUGUUUCUGCGAAGUUAGGAACUGCAUUAACAGGUGGAAGUGGUGUGAAUGGGGGGAAGAGCAUGCAAAAAGCAGGCAAGUUAAGGUUUGGCAAAAAAGCAUGGGACUCUAAGAAGUCAUGGAUGGUCCUACAGCAUUAGCAUAUCCAAGCCAUAAGUGUAUUAAAUUCUUGCAUAGGAGGAUUCACUCUUAUUGUAAUUAAAUAGGCAAAGCAGGGACUCUUGUACUUAGUUUUAUUCUCUGACAGCUUUACAACAUACAUGAGCCUCUGUGCACUUAUGAUUGCUAUGCUGCAGAUUUUGUAACUAUGCAGAUAGAAUUCAUCACGUCAUUUUAUAAAAACACAUUUUUGCCAAGAUGGAACCUAGUAAAGAUGAAUUUGCAUCUUUAAAAUCCAAAUUAAAAGUAUGUUCAGAUUUAACACAUUUUAGAAUGCAUCUCAUUUGGCGACUGGUUAAAGUCAAAGGAAGCUUCAAAAAUUACAAUAUACAUUUUAAUAUUUUUAUUCAAUAGUUACUGAAAUAAUUUAUAGUAAAGAAUAUAUAUUGCUGUAAAUUGAAUAUAUUUCAUGACAAAUCCAGCAUUGACUGGAGGUAUAAUUAUGUAGAAAUAUAGGAAGGAGAGCAAUUGAUGAUUAGUUUUAUGGAGUGGAGUCUAUAUGAAAAACAACUGAUUUGUGAAUAACAGUAAAUUCACUGCCAUCUCCAAGUGUUGCCAGUGAAAAUUCACUUAUUUUCUUUCCCUUACGUAUUAAGCAUGCAGCUUGGAAUUUUAUCCUCUAAUUAGUCAAUGUUAAGUUGUGUGCUCUGCAUUAUAAUAACUGUGGCUAAGUACAAUCAAAGAAAGGUCAGUGAGAUUUCCUACAUAGCCAUAGCUAUGUUUUAUUAUUUUUAGUUUAAUCCAAUUUAUUAUUUUGUACUUGGUUCAGUGCUUUAUGGCUGUUUAUACUUAGAAGCUGCUAUUGCAAUUUUUCAAAAUUUACCCCUUUUCUUUUUUGUUAAGCUAGAAUUUCAUUUUCUGUACUGAGUGAAUUGUACUGUACAGACUGAUGUAUUUAAAGUGCACUGUUUGAUUAUGCUUGUCUUGUACUGGUUUGAUCAUGGUUAAAUACAUUUUUAGCCUAUAGUACAAAUUUAAAAUACUCCAUUCCCAUUACAGGUGCAAUAAGCAGAGAAUUUUAAACUCUGAAUAUUCUUGUCUGUUUUACUAUCUCCCUUUAUUUGACCUUUAGUGUGCACUCAAGCAUUCUCAGGAUGGUUACUGGGAGAAUAUGGUGGGGGUGGUUUGGGGGCUAGGAAGGGUAAUUGGGUAUGGAAUAAACAAACUGACCCAUCAGUGAAGCCAUCAAUUCAAUUUGACCAGCUAUGUGCAGAAAAUUCAUUAAUUAUUUGCCCAUAACGUUAGAAUUCUCAGGAGUUAAGCUUACAGCAUUUGGUUGCUAUAGAUUUUGACUUUAAGCUCCCAUGGAGUACCAACUAUAUAUGUGAAGCCUAUUACCCUGAAAACCUCAAAGCUACAAAUUUACUCCCUCUGUAGUUUAUUUUUAUUUUUAGAUCUAAUAUAGUUUUCUCUCAUUGCUAAAAAUUUGCAAAAUAGCUUGUAUAUUUGACCUUCAUCUCUUAGACUAUAUGGAAUGACCAAGAUGCCAUUGUCCCCUUUUCUGAUCUUAAAUGAAUUUAUUUAAGGAGGGAAAAGUGUUCUUGGAGUAUGGGUUUGAUUGUAGUGGAUAUCUCCUAGAUCCUAUAUAUUUUUACAAAGAGUAAAAUUGUAUGCCUCUACAUUUUUUAAAGCCCAAAUGAAAGUACUCCAAAUAUUCCAUUGUGUCAAGAUCUGGAAACAUGAAAGGGUUUGAACCCUUUGGUCUUAUCAUAAUUAAAUACAGAAAAUAACCAGAGGAAUUUAAUGUUUUUGCACAUAUUGUAAUUUCAUGCUCAAAAAUAAUACAACCAGAAGUUUAAUGAGAGGGACAGUCUUUGUUUCAAAACUUGCAGAUAUCUUUCGGAAGCAACAUCUCUUUAUGUAGUUGGAUGAAACUGAAGACGAUAUUCCACUGCUGGAUCAUGCUUAUAGUUGCCUGUAUAGAGGAUAUUACAAUAUGGAUUAACUACCUACUGAUUGCACAUAUCAAUUCCAUCCAUUCCAUUUGUGUAAAGGAAUAAAAAAUUUAGUUGUAUAUUUAAUGAUAUAAAUAAGUAUUCAUGCUUGUUUAUAACUUUGAAAAUUAAAUUACCGUUUAUUGCACAAACACACAAUCUUGUACAAACUGCAAUUUAUCUUGUUCAAUGUUUUUUAAAUUGCAUAUUGGCUGCACUAUUUCACAAUGAACCUGCAAAAUCUUAGUUCAAUAAAGCCACUUCUCCGCACCCUGUUAAAUGCAUAUUUAGUUCUGAUGGCUGCAGUGUGGUACUACUUGCUGUCUGCCUGCCUUUCCUGUUUUAAGUGUUGUGUCAGAAGGGGAUUCACUUAAUAAUCUGAAGAUUCCCUGGAUGAAUUUUAUGGAGAAAAUUGUUUAAAUUUAUUUGUAAACUGUGUCACAAUAUAUAGGUUCUUUCUUUGAAUUUUAUUCCCACCAAUAACUGCUUUCUGAUGCACGUUUGUCAGAGAAUAAAAUUCAAAGCUCUUAAAUAAUUCAGAUUGAUACAAAGUAGCCUAAAGAUAACACUCACUGUUACUAAUGGAAUAGAAACAUUAGCAUUCCAGAAAUAAACUUAAAAUUCUUCCAGCCAAAUCAAAAACAAAGUAGAAAUAUAUUUAAUACAAGUGUAAUGCUAGUGGAUUUUAAACCAUUCAUUAAUAGCUCUCGUAGUUGUCCAUCAAAAAGGUUCAUGCUAAUUAAGUCAUUCAGAUUUAUUUCAAACAUUAUUAUUUUACCUUAUUUCAACAUGAAUAAUAUUGAAUCUUUCAGCAUGGCUUAAAUAAGAAUUGUCUUUGCAUAAUCCUCAAUAAUAAGGUGCAGUAUAUUCAAUGCAACAUUAUCUCAUGGUUUAGCCACUACCAAUGUUGAAACUAAAAUAGAUUUAAAAACUUGUCAUUCAUAUCCCUCAAAGAUUUGUGCAAUUUGUGUGAAAGCUUGAGUAUGAAUGACACAAUGUACUGUUUGUGGUACUGUAAAUA